Molecule: messenger RNA, 1212 nt
Organism: Asterias rubens (European starfish)
Lineage: Eukaryota; Metazoa; Echinodermata; Asteroidea; Forcipulatida; Asteriidae
Product: gastrin/cholecystokinin type B receptor-like
Exons: 1
Coding region: 1-1212 (403 amino acids)
Biological process (GO): neuropeptide signaling pathway
Cellular component (GO): membrane
Molecular function (GO): G protein-coupled peptide receptor activity
Source: RefSeq, a predicted model, not a curated record
AUGGAUAACGCAUCUGUAGAGACCUCUACCGCGGACUGGAGUCCAAAUGAACCACCACAGGUACUCGAUGUCGGGUUGACCCUCAAUGCUGUACUGAAGAUGAUCUUCUACAUUGUCGUGAUGAUUAUCGGGAUUUUGGGGAACGGCCUCAUUGUACGCGUGUUUUGGCCCAAACAAAAUAAGACAAGUACCCAAGUCCUGAUCAUGGGGCUGGCCGGGAUGGACCUCACUGUCUGCAUGAUGAGAGUCUACAACCUUACCGUCUACAUACUUGUUCUAGAAAACAAGAAGACACCUCCGGCGCUAGGCUACCUAGGAGCCAUAGCCUUGGUGAAUGUCUUCGCCUCUUCUGUGUUGACCGGCUUGAUUGCACUGGACCGGUACGACUGCGUGUGUCGGCCGAGAAACCGUUUGCUGAAUCGCUUCAGAGCCAAGAUGAUGAUUCUCAGUGCUUACGCUGGGGCGAUGCUCUUUGCUAGUCCGCGUAUACUUGAGGUUAUCUGGCUACCUUCUACACUCACGUUACAGCGAACUUUUCUAAUGUUUCAGUUUGUACUGUAUAUCUUGGUGCUUGGCGUCAUUUGCGUUUGCUACGGGAUGGUCUACCUGACCAUACGAAAGCAUGUGAAAGUAAAUGUUCUUCGUAAGCGUCCUGUACAACAUGAUUUCCCAGCCGCAACCUGCACUGAACACACUACGAUACCAGCCAUAGCAGUCAAGGUACCACUCUCGGUGCCCUUAAACAAUGAUGGUGUCCAACCUUCAACAUCACAACGACCAGAGAACGCCGACGAAACGAGCGGGAAACCAGCAGGUGUAGCCAACGAGUCCCUUAACCGAAAUGGCCAGCCAAUGACUGCAACUGAAGGUAACGUUAACUCAACCCAAACUAACCGCACACCUGGGAACGUGAAACCAAACAAACCCAAGGUCAAAGGUGAAACUGUUUCACUGCAACGUAAGACCACUAGAAUGAUGUUCGGGACCAGCGUUGUACUCCUGGUAACGUGGUUCCCGUACUGGCUGUAUGUAGCCUUAGUGUUGAGCCAGGUAUACGGUGCCCCAGUCCCCUUUUACGUCACGAAGACAGUGUAUUACUUGACUGUCUCUGUGUACAUUAAUAACAUUUUGAAUCCAUUAAUCUAUGGUGUUGCGAACAGACGAUUUCGCCAGGAUUGUCUUGUUGAAUUGAAGAAGAUGAGAAGGUGUUAA